This is a messenger RNA of Quercus robur (English oak), 1831 nucleotides long. Its product is annotated as glycerol-3-phosphate dehydrogenase [NAD(+)] 2, chloroplastic. Gene Ontology annotation, biological process: carbohydrate metabolic process; glycerol-3-phosphate catabolic process. NCBI's taxonomy places the organism in Eukaryota, Viridiplantae, Streptophyta, Magnoliopsida, Fagales, Fagaceae. The coding region runs from base 305 to 1573 and encodes 422 amino acids. The record is from RefSeq and is a predicted model, not a curated record. Gene Ontology annotation, cellular component: glycerol-3-phosphate dehydrogenase (FAD) complex; cytosol. Gene Ontology annotation, molecular function: NAD binding; glycerol-3-phosphate dehydrogenase [NAD(P)+] activity. The transcript has 9 exons.
CUUCUAGAUGCAGUGAUGCAGGGAUAAAAUUGAGAGACAAAAACCGAAAUUUUAAAGAAAGACGGUAGUAUGUAUGUAAACAUGAAAGUUGGUAUGGUGGGGCCAAAAUAUAUGUAUAUACUUCGUAUGGUAAAGUAGCCGAAGGGCCACGAGACGCAGUCGCAUUUCACGAAUUAUUACAGCGUGUAUGUUAGCUGAACCAAGCGAAGCGAAUCCCUGUGAAAGAAAAGUGAAAUUGAGAAAGAGAAAGAAAGAAAGAAACAGUGCGCUGUGUUUCUUUUCUUGCAGUCCAAGUGUUUGACAAAUGGCGUCAGUGUUCAUGAGCCCAGUCUCAGUCUCAGUCUCAACCAAUCCCAGACUCCAAAGAACUCCUUCAACCUCAACCUCAAUGUUCGUCUCUCUCGCCAGUUCCGAUUCUCAGCCACCCUCCGAAGAAUUGUACCCGGAAACCACUGGUGACCGGUCCAGGAAAGAUAGGCGCAGAGUGGUUCGAUUGGCCUGGGAGAAGCUGGUUCGUUGGUCCCGCUCUUGGCGCUCCAAGACCAAGACUGAUGAUGUUCUUGAACGUACUAAUAAGGUUGUGGUGCUUGGAGGUGGAUCGUUUGGUACAGCAAUGGCUGCCCAUGUUGCAGAUAGAAAGGCUCAAUUGGAAGUUCACAUGCUUGUACGUGAUCCUCAAGUUUGCCGAUCCAUUAAUGAGAGCAACUUUAAUUGCAAGUACUUGCCAAAACAUAAACUACCUGAAAAUGUGAUUGCAACAACUGAUGCCAAAUCUGCUUUGCUUGGUGCGGACUAUUGUCUUCAUGCUGUGCCCGUGCAGUUCACCUCAUCUUUUCUUGAGGACAUUGCAGAUUAUGUAGAUCCUUGCUUGCCAUUCAUCUCCCUUAGCAAAGGGUUAGAGCUGAAUACAUUGAGAAUGAUGUCUCAGAUUAUUCCCCAAGCAUUGAGGAAUCCUCGCCAGCCUUUUGUUGCACUAUCAGGCCCUUCAUUUGCACUAGAAUUGAUGAAUAAAUUGCCAACAGCAAUGGUGGCAGCAUCAAGGGACCAGAGAUUGGCAAGUGCUACUCAGCAGUUACUAGCUUCUAGUCAUUUAAGAAUCAGCACUUCAAGUGAUGUUACAGGAGUGGAAAUUGCAGGUGCACUCAAAAAUGUGCUUGCAAUAGCAGCAGGUAUUGUUGUAGGGAUGAAUCUUGGUAACAACUCUAUGGCAGCUCUUGUUGCACAAGGUUGUUCUGAGAUACGAUGGUUAGCAACAAAGAUGGGUGCGAAGCCAACAACCAUUACUGGUCUAUCAGGAACUGGAGACAUCAUGCUCACAUGUUUCGUGAAUCUUUCAAGAAACAGAACGGUUGGAGUCCGCCUUGGAUUGGGGGAGAAGCUUGAUGAUGUUCUGAGUUCUAUGAAUCAGGUGGCAGAAGGUGUAUCAACAGCUGGAGCUGUGAUUGCAUUGGCCCAGAAGUAUAAUGUGAAGAUGCCAGUUUUGACGGCAGUUGCUCGAAUUAUAGACAAUGAACUGACCCCGAAGAAAGCUGUUCUCGAGUUGAUGAGCCUUCCUCAGGUUGAAGAAGUAUGAAACCUAAGGGCUUUGUCAAGAAAAUGAACAAUUUUUGUUGAGUGAAGCACUCCGACAUUAACUCCAGGUGCUGACAUAUAUCAAACCACACGAGGAACAAUUUACAAUUACACAAAUGACAUUACACAAGUGGAUAUUUUUGGGUCUAUAUUGCUUGAACUCCCUAUUUUUUGGUCAGGAGAACAGUUUUGUAAAUCAGGAAUGAUUUUGAAAUUCUCAAAAUGAGAUAUAAUUGAAAUGAUGGUUUUCAUUUGAUAA